Molecule: messenger RNA, 2427 nt
Organism: Ylistrum balloti
Lineage: Eukaryota; Metazoa; Mollusca; Bivalvia; Pectinida; Pectinidae
Product: deleted in malignant brain tumors 1 protein-like
Exons: 9
Coding region: 22-2127 (701 amino acids)
Cellular component (GO): membrane
Source: RefSeq, a predicted model, not a curated record
UCACAUUCAUUCCGCUGAAAAAUGUCACCAGGCGCUGUACCCCGAAAUAUCAUCCUGUGUCUUGGAGUUCUGUCUUGUAUACUUAGUCCUGUUCAGCUGCAGCAGAUUCGCCUUGUGGGUGGAUCAACACAAUACGAAGGUCGAGUUGAGAUCUUCUUAAGGAAUGAAUGGGGAACAGUUUGCUUAGACAACUUUGAGGAUAUUGAAGCAGUGAUCAUUUGUCGACAACUCGGUUUUGGUUUAGGGAUAGCAGUGACUGAUGGAAGGUUUGGGCCAGGAUCUGGUCCGAUUUGGUUGGACAAUCUUGCAUGUGAUGGCACAGAACAAUCUCUAGAUGUGUGUGUAGCAAAUAACAUCGGAGUUCAUAACUGUAACCAUUCUGAUGACGCUGGAGUGAUUUGUGAUAACCCUUCUGUAGUGACACAAACCCCAACUACAACUAGAGCCCCUGCCACGGCUCAGCCUUCCAAUUGUACUGCUGAUAACACCAGUCCAGCUUUAAGGAUUAUUGGUCCAAGUGACAAAAUUGGGGUUGGCUUUGUGGAGGUCUUCUACAACGGUACGUGGGGGGCAGUUUGUGAUGACCACUGGGACAUACUGGACGCCAGAGUAGUGUGUGGAAUUCUGUGCUUCAAUCAGUCGCUGGCUUUAGCUGGUACAUCUCAAGCAAUUGACUACACAAAGAGCAAUGUCAGCUCAACCUUUUUGUUGGACGAUGUGAAUUGUGAUGGAAGUGAGACAAAUCUUUUCUCCUGUAACCAUAGAGGUGUGGGUGUACACAAUUGUCUGAGUGGAGAGUACGCCAGUGUCACAUGUGUGCCUAUUAACCACACUGGGUCAGAAGCCCCUCAACCACUAUUGAGCUGUAUUGAUGAGAAGUUUACAGCCAGUUUCAGCAGGGACUAUGACCCAUACCUGGGCUAUCAACACCUGACCAUUUACAACCCAAGUGACCCCUGUAAUGUCCAGUAUGAGAAUAACACGGCAUACAUCAUUAUGAAGAUACCCUUCACAGACUGUGGUUCAAUUCUUACGAAUAAUGAGACUCACAUAUUCUACACCAACACAAUUCACUACAACUUCACCACUAGACUUGGCUCCAUUACCAGAAAAAACAGCUAUUUAGUCGAAGUCCAAUGUGAAUUUCCACGAAACCAGUCAAAUGGUAAUGGAGGAUAUUCCCCUGUUACUCAGCUGGUUACCCAGAGUGCACCUGGCAGGUUUUCUGUAGGUAUGGCAAUGUAUGGCGAUGACAACUUCAACGAACCUUUAACAGUGAACCCAGAAUUGACCCUGAAUCAACCACUAAGCGUCUCCUUGAUACUGAAUACCACUCUAUCGCGUCUAAAGCUUGUGAUGAGAACCUGCUUUGCAACUCCCUCAGGUUCCUGGACUGACCAAAUUAAUCACUUUCUAUUUGAGAAUAGUUGUUCAAAUGACACAACAGUUGCUUUUGUUCCUUGGAAUGAUACAGCAGCGGGUUUCCGGUUCCGUGUGUUCCGAUUUAUUGGCUUUGAAAACGUUUACCUUCACUGUACCAGUACAGUGUGUGAAAGAGAUGAGAAGAAUGAUGUCUGUGAUGGGAGUUGUGGGAGCACAACACCAACACCUGCCACUGGUCGUCGGCGACGAUCGGCCUGGCAAGGUGAACGAAGUAAGAGAAGCAUUGAGGACCCGACCAUGAUAUAUGUUACCAGUGGAAAGAUGCAUGUGAAGAAUGUGGAGAAAGAUUCAGUCAUUGAGAGAUUAACACAAGAAGUGCCUUCCACUACAGCGAAAAUUUACACUACACCCAAACCCACCAGAGUGACUCCAGUCCCAACCACUAACCCCAUUACUCAGCAGCCUAGUUCCUCAGUGAAGGUUUGGAUCACCUCUGACCUUCCGACAACCACUCAAGGUCAAGUCAAGGUUACACCCACAAAGGCACCCACCACAAAGAGUUCAAGUGACGGAGACCAGGGAGAGCAGAAGCAUCUUUCAAAAUCGGAGGAGGCUUUACUCUCGGAUCAAGGAAUAUCACAGGAGUUACAGGACAUGGUACCUUCAUCAGCUUCCCAAAUGGUGUAUUCUGUGGUACUUGCUGUGGUCACAGCAGCACUAAUGACCAGAAAUUGGUUUGUGUGAAGACACUUUUAACAAUGAUUGAAAGAAAAGUUUUUUAGGGGGGUUUUGAAUACUAUUUUUUAAGUGUAGUACAUACACUUAAUGAUUCCGUCCAAGUAUAAAACAUUGACAGAGAGUGUAAGAUAAUGAAUUAUGUGAGGUAGAUGUAAGUCCCAAAUUUCAGUGUUAGCUGAUUUUACAGUAAUUUUAUCUUGUACUUACAUGAUGUGAGUAUUCAUGUGUACAUGUAUAUAGUAAUUUUAUCUUGUACUUACAUGAUGUGAGUAAUCAUGUGUACAUGUUUAUAGUAUAUACUUUGUG